Molecule: messenger RNA, 1546 nt
Organism: Priapulus caudatus
Lineage: Eukaryota; Metazoa; Priapulida; Priapulimorpha; Priapulimorphida; Priapulidae
Product: proline-rich protein HaeIII subfamily 1-like
Exons: 8
Coding region: 75-1412 (445 amino acids)
Source: RefSeq, a predicted model, not a curated record
GCGCGCAUCCCGUCGCAGACGCUGCGUCUGGAAGGGACGUCACGAUCAUGCGCACUUAGCAACGACGCAGUUAGAUGGUAUCUAACGUCUUUUCGUUAUGCACUCAUAUGACGGAGAACGCUCCUAUUCCCUGUCUACAAACCACAUCGGAGGGAGGAACGGGCCGCGGUGGCCGAGGAGGUGGCAGCAGAGGCGGCGGCCGCUCGACCAGCAGAGGGCGUGGCACGAGCCGCGGGAACAACUACGGGAGUAACCGUGGGUCGCAGGGCGUGAGCCGCUCGCGUCCCAAGGUCGGCUACAACUACAAUGGCCGCCGCACGUCUUACCGCACCUCCAGCUGGAGUCGUAACGUCGCCAUCGGACUGGUGGCUUACACAGCGUACAGGAGCAGCUUCCAUCGAGGCCACCACAGCGGGCGAGGGUGGACGACAUGCGUCAACUACGAAGCCGCCCAGGAGUCUACGAUCACCAACGUGACGUCGUAUUUCGGCAACGUCUCGAGGACGGACAUAAUCAUUGAGCGCACGACGAGUUCGCGUCCCGUCGGACGGUUCGUCUGUCCGCAGCCGUUCAUGCCGUCGUCGUACAAGUACUGCUGCGGCGAGUCCAACCAGCAGCUGUGCUGUAGCUUCAGCAACGGGUCUGGACGCAUGGUGGGACUCAUAUUUGGACUGAUUUGCAUUGUUUGCAUCGCGGUUGUGAUUUGUGUCGGAUGCAAGCGAUAUAAAGCCAGAAAAAGAAGUCGUGAUGAAAAUGAAUAUGUAAUGGAACCAGUUAAGCCUGCGAACUAUCCAGCCCGGCCAAAUAUGGGCGGUAGUAGUCGUUCGCCUGAAUUUACUCCGCUUAAUCAAGUGGGAGGUACAGGACAGCAUCCUGGAGUAGCAAGUGGAGGACAGCAAGGGCCGGGAUCCUACCAAAUGGGACCCAGACCACAAGGAUAUCCGAUGGGACCUGGACAACAAGGCUAUCCGAUGGGACCCAGACCACAAGGCUAUCCGAUGGGACCUGGACCACAAGGCUAUCCGAUGGGACCCAGACCACAAGGCUAUCCAAUGGGACCUGGACCACAAGGCUAUCCGAUGGGACCCAGACCACAAGGCUAUCCAAUGGGACCAGGGCAACAACCUUACCCCACAGGGCCAGGGCAACCACCUUACCCCACAGGGCCAGGGCAACCACCUACAGCACCAGGGCAACCACCCUAUCCCACCACAGCAGGGCAACCACCCUACCCCUCGGCACCAGGGCAACCAUCCUACCCACCAGCACCAGGGCAACCAUCCUACCCACCAGCACCAGGGCAACUACCUUACCCUAUAACACCAGCACAGGCAGCUUAUGACCAAUCCUCACCAGCAGCACCUCCAGUAACAGAUGCAGCCAAAGCGCCAUCUAGUGGAGGGCCACCGUAGCCAGUGAAUCCUGCACCAGCCGCCAGGGGCAUGCCAAGAACUUAUGCCGAGGUUGCUGGUUAAAUUGACUACGUCACGAAUUUUCCAUGGUAAAAUUUGUAAAAAAAAAUUGCCAUUUUUUUUCAUUAAAAGUA